ACUUUAGAGGGGAACAGCAAGUACCGCUGGUAGUACCAAAAUUCACGUUUCGAGUUUAGUUUUUAAUUUUCGCUCCGCUGUGAGCACGCGUUUUAAAAAACAUCUUUUUUCUAACCUAAAAACAGUUAAUCAACAGGUAGCUAUGUCGUGCAGUUUACCUUCAAAGCAAGGAGACAUUGGUCUCAUAGGCUUGGCCGUUAUGGGCCAAAACUUAAUUUUGAACAUGGCAGAUCAUGGCUUCACCGUUGUUGCAUUUAAUAGAACAGUUGAAAAGGUACAUCAAUUCUUAGCCAAUGAAGCCAAAGGAAAAAGUAUUAUUGGGGCUCUAUCAAUAGCAGACUUGGCCUGUAAAUUGAAGAAACCUAGAAGAGUUGUAUUAUUAGUUAAGGCAGGAUCAGCUGUAGACAGUUUUAUUGAUCAACUUUUACCACACUUAGAAAAAGGUGAUAUCAUCAUUGAUGGUGGAAACUCAGAGUAUCAAGAUUCUGAAAGGAGAUGUAAAGCUUUACAGGAAAAAGGCAUCAGAUUUGUUGGAUCUGGUGUAUCUGGAGGUGAAGAGGGUGCCAGGUAUGGCCCUAGUUUGAUGCCAGGUGGUAACAAGGAAGCUUGGCCUUUUAUUAAAGAUAUAUUCCAAGGUAUAUCUGCUAAAGCUGAUGGGCAACCAUGUUGUGAAUGGGUUGGUAGUGAUGGUGCUGGACACUUUGUAAAAAUGGUACACAAUGGAAUUGAAUAUGGUGACAUGCAACUUAUUGGAGAGGUUUAUCAUUUAAUGCUAGCAUUAGGUGUAUCUCAGGAUGAGAUGGCGAAUACUUUUGAAGAAUGGAACAAAGGGGAACUAGAUAGUUUCUUAAUUGAGAUAACCAAAGAUAUUUUGAGGUACAAGGAUUCUGAUGGCCAGUACCUUCUUCCAAAAAUUAGAGAUACUGCUGGACAAAAGGGUACAGGAAAAUGGACAGCUAUUGCCGCCCUCAACUAUGGCGUUCCAGUCACCCUAAUUGGUGAGGCUGUGUUCAGUAGGUGUUUGUCAGCUUUGAAGGCUGAAAGGCAGAAGGCUAGCUCUGUUUUGCCAGGCCCUAAUGGUAAAUUCAGUGGAGAUAAAAGAAAAUUUUUACAAGACCUAAGUCAGGCGUUGUAUGCCAGCAAAAUUGUCUCUUAUGCACAAGGUUUUAUGCUGCUACGUGAGGCAGCUCAAGUACACAACUGGGAUUUGGAUUAUGGUUCCAUAGCCCUUAUGUGGAGAGGCGGCUGCAUCAUCCGUUCAGUUUUCUUGGGCCAGAUCAAAAAAGCGUUCGACGCAGACAAAAACCUGCGAUCGCUUCUGCUAGCGCCGUUCUUCAUAGAUGCCAUUAACAAGGCACAAUCUGGUUGGAGGAAUGUUGUUUCUACCGCCGUGACAUUAGGUAUUCCAACUCCAGCUCUAUCCACCGCCUUAGCCUUCUACGACGGAUACAGAUCAGAACGUCUGCCCGCUAACCUACUCCAAGCACAGAGAGACUACUUUGGAGCACACACUUACGAACUAUUGGGACAAGAGGGCAAAUUCGUACACACCAACUGGACCGGACACGGCGGAAACGUUUCGGCAUCUACUUACGACGCGUAGAGACACGCGCACAAGUUCUUGUUUCGUUAUGUUUCUAAUGUUUAUAUUUAUAUGUUGAAUGAGGUGGGUAUAUGUUGACAGCUAAAUGAAAUAUAUUUUUAAGACGAA
Messenger RNA from Sitophilus oryzae (rice weevil), 1711 nucleotides. RefSeq names its product 6-phosphogluconate dehydrogenase, decarboxylating. Gene Ontology annotation, cellular component: cytosol. Gene Ontology annotation, molecular function: NADP binding; phosphogluconate dehydrogenase (decarboxylating) activity. Lineage: Eukaryota; Metazoa; Arthropoda; Insecta; Coleoptera; Curculionidae. Bases 143 to 1603 code for a protein of 486 amino acids. The record is from RefSeq and is a predicted model, not a curated record. Gene Ontology annotation, biological process: pentose-phosphate shunt, oxidative branch; pentose-phosphate shunt. The transcript has 10 exons.